This is a messenger RNA of Manduca sexta (tobacco hornworm), 4175 nucleotides long. RefSeq names its product hemicentin-1 (gene ed). Gene Ontology annotation, cellular component: cell-cell junction. Gene Ontology annotation, biological process: cell-cell adhesion. The coding region runs from base 348 to 4103 and encodes 1251 amino acids. The transcript is spliced from 11 exons. Gene Ontology annotation, molecular function: cell adhesion molecule binding. The record is from RefSeq and is a predicted model, not a curated record. NCBI's taxonomy places the organism in Eukaryota, Metazoa, Arthropoda, Insecta, Lepidoptera, Sphingidae.
ACUGUUUAGUGUACGCUGUUCAAUUCAGCUACGGGUCGACCGCCGUCAAUGUAAGACGUGUUUGCAGUCGUGGUCGUGACGUUUUAUUCGCGCCAAAGUUUACUCAAGGAUUGAAAAUGAAAUUAUUUCGCGAGGUGCACAAAUUUCUUAUUAUGUGUGAAAGUUUAUAGUUAUCUACGAAACAAAGAAAUUGGAUUUGUUUGCUAUGAUAAACGAUCGCUGCAUUAUGAAAAAACGGUGUAUGUGACAGUUAAGUUUUUGUUAAGUUAUUAAAAAACGUGCAUCACAACAUGGGAGCAUAAGAUUUAUCGGAUAUAAAAAUUAUAGACAGUUGGUGGAGAAACAAGAUGAAGCGCGAUCCGUUGCUUUCACCGCUUACAUUGCUGCUGAUUUGUACAGUGGGAUGGCUGGAGUGUGCAGAUGACGAGCAACACGACGCGCGAGAGGGUGACGAUGUCACGAUGCAGUGUCGGUUCGCGCUGGAACCCCUCGCCGGCGAGCCCCUCACCUACUACUGGGUCCGCAGCACCGCCAGCGGACAUGAGAACGUUGCGAUAGGCAACAUUCCUUUAGAAACAAACUAUCAAAUAACAUAUGCACCGUCAGAGGGGCGGUAUGACUUGCUGGUGGCGAAUGUGUCGUACGAGAGGGACAAUGGUCGGUUUGAGUGUCGAGUGAAGGCGGGCGGGUCGGGGCGCACGCUGCACUCGCAGGGGCACUCGCUGACGGUGCUGACGCAGCCGCGCGCGCCCAUCCUCACGCCGGGCUCGCACGCGCAAUCACAGGAGGAGCGAGAGCUUAACCUCUCCUGCUCGAGCUCCGGCGGCUCCCCGGAACCAACUAUCAAGUGGUAUCGCGACGGCUCAGUGUAUCCGCUGGAGACGACAAUGACGCACGCGAAGACACGCGCGGAGCCGACGGUGGCGACCCUGAAGCUCAACCCGACGAAGGAGGAUGACGGCGCCACCUUCCGCUGUGUGGUGUGGAACCGCGCCAUGCCCGAGGGACAACAGCUCGACGCCACUGUUGAACUCAGUGUUAAUUACUUUCCACGAGUAGAAGUUGGACCUGAAAAUCCAUUACGAGUAGAAAUCGACGGCACUGCUACGAUGGAUUGUAAAGUAGACGCUAAGCCUAAAGUAAGCAGUGUGCGGUGGACUCGGAACGGCAAAUACAUUGCCAAUUCCUUCACUCACACUAUACAAGGUGUGACUGUACAGGAUGCGGGCAAAUACACGUGCACAGCGGACAACGGGCUCGGGCGGCCCGGUGAGAAAGAAAUAUAUCUUGACGUACUAUUCCCGCCCAGCGUCACUGUGGAAUCAAAAACGUACGAGGCGGAAGAAGGCGGCAACGUCGAAAUCCGAUGCGAAGUUUCCGCAAAUCCCGAACCUACUUCCAUCGAGUGGACUAUGGAAGAGAAGCCAGACUUUCACCAGAACGGGAACACAUUGAGUUUGAGCAGGGUGAACGCUGACACGGCCGGCACGUACGUGUGCCGCGCCGUCAACGUGAUAUCCUCAAGCAACGGCAAGAGAGUGGAGCGCGCCAACAGCGCGUCGGUGGCCGUGCUCGUGCGCCACAAGCCGGGCCGCGCGCGCGUCAGCCCCGACCGGCCCGUGGCGCAGGAGGGCACCGGCGUCACGCUCACCUGCAGCGCCAAGCCGCCCGGCUGGCCCGCGCCGCAGUACCGCUGGUUCCGCGACAUCGACUCCUCCGACGCCAAGCCCGCCGUGCUCGCCACCGGCAACAAGUACACCAUCCCCAGCGCUCACCUCGGCAGCGAGGGCGUGUACCACUGCCAGGCCACCAACGAGCUGGGCCACGGCGAGCUGGCGUCCGUGGUGCUGGAGGUGCACCAGCCGCCGCGCUUCCAGGCCAAGCUGCAGCCGCACAUGACCAAGCGCGCGGGCGAGCAGGACUUCUCCGCCUCGUGCAGCGCGCUCGGCAAGCCGCGCCCGGAGGUCAGGUGGUACAAGGACGGCUCCGAGAUCAAACCGGACGCCAAUCUGUACGAAGUCAAAAGCGAAAUCACGGAAGGCCGCAAUGCUGUCUAUAACGUUCAGAGUACACUCAAAUUUAACGGAAAAGCGCGACCCAACGGCAACGAAUUGUUACCGGAGGACAGAGGCAUAUAUUCGUGUAAUUUUGAAAAUGAAGUUAAAAAAGUCGAGUCCACCAUGCAUCUACGAAUCGAACACGAACCUAUAGCCAUACGACAACAAAAGAAAGUGGCAUUCGACGUGAUGGAAACGGCAGAAAUACUGUGUAGGGUACAAGCGUACCCGAAACCUGAAUUUCAAUGGUUCUACGGUUCCAACACGGCGCCGCUGCAGAUGUCGUCCGACGGACACUACGAGAUCAACACUACCACCGACAACAACGACUCCUACCGCAGCGUCCUCAAGAUCAAGAACGUGAAGCCGCAAGACUACGGCGACUACCACUGCAAAGUGAAGAACUCGCUCGGCAACAUCCGGCCGCAGGUCCGCCUGCAGCCCAAGGGCGCGCCCGACGCGCCGCGCGCGCUCGCCGCCCGCCAGCUCGCGCCCGCCUACGUCACGCUGGCCUGGGACGCCGGCUUCGACGGAGGGCUCGCCAGCACCAAGUACUUCGUGCGCUACCGCCGCGUGGCGCCCGGCGCCGCCGCGCCCGCCGCGCCCGCCGCCGCGCCCGCCGCCGCGCCCUGCGCCGAGCGCGCCGCGCCGCACGACUGGAGCGAGUACGACUGCGGCCGCGCCAACCCCUGCAACGUCACGCGCCUCGACCAGCACACCUCCUACUCCUUCAAGGUGAAGGCGGUGAAUACUAAGGGGCAGAGUAACUUUUCAAAUGAGAUUACGGUGACCACGAAAGUGGACAAAAUAGCGGCACCGGAGCAAGUGACGUACGACCCGAGCAGUCGCAUGAUUGUAUUCACGGUGGUGCCCACGUGUCUAUCCAUCGUGGGCGUGGUGGAAGGACUGGCCAAUGUUGGCGGUGCCACCGGUUGGCAGGUGGUGGACACAGUACCGCUACGGCUGUCGGGAUCAUCGUCAACUGAGCAGGAGGCUAUUCUGGAGCUGCCCAACAAGUCCAGCAGAUCUUCGGGCAGGCACAUGACCGUCCCACCGCUGGAUGAGCUCAACCCACGAGUCAGAAUCAAACUGUGCCUGCAAAUAAACCAGGAGGUCUGCAGCGAUUACACAGAAGCUGAAAUCGGCCAAUCGUACGUUAAAGAAGCAUCAACGCUCACGACAGCCACUAUGCUAGCGAUAGUUUUCUCAUGUUGUGUAUUCAUAGUAUGUCUGGGUCUUUUGCUGAUGUUCUGUCGAUGCAAACGGAGAGAGAACAAGAAGGAGAGGGCUAAAGACUACGAAAUGGACUCUAUUAGGGCAACUCCCAUAGUCCAGAACCAGGCGCCGCCUCCAUACUACCCCAGCACGGGAAUGGAGAACAAGGCUUUAGAACAUUCUAUGGAUUUGCCAUUAGAUGACUCCAAGAACGCUAUGUAUGGGACCAAAGGCUACCCUUACCACAUGGUUCCGGCACAUAACAAACCACAAUCACUACAUCACGGACAAUCCAUGCCUAAUUGUGACUGGCCAAUGACGAUAGUGGAAAACAGUUACACAAACAGCAACAACGGCGGCAGCGUGAACUCGCAGGACUCCAUCUGGCAGAUGAAGAUGGCGGCGCACAACGGCGGCCUGGCGCUGCCCAUGCUGGAGCGGCCCGGCUACGAGUACGUGCAGCACGGCUACCGCGCGCUCGAGGACUACGCGCACUACUCGCACCUGCCGCAGGCUCCCGCGCCCGCCGACUACGCGCGCGCCAGCCAGAACCCCUCGCGCCAGGAGUACUGCUCCGACCCCUACGCCUCCGUGCACAAGCCCAAGAAGCCGCGCAUCGACCAGCACAUCGUGUACGACGAUUGUGCAGAGUCGCCGUACCACGAGGUGAGCGGCCUGCCCGACUACGGCGAGGCGGGCGCCGCGGGCGAGGACGCCGGCGCCGACGACAAGCCGCCGCACCUCUCGCUCAGCUACGACGAGUCGCUCGAGUCCGGCUACUCCACGCCCAACUCGCGCGGCCGCCGCGUCAUCCGCGAGAUCAUCGUGUGAGGCGCCGCGACUGCCGCCGCACCCGGCGCACCCGUCGCUCCCGCGCGGCCGCCGCACCCGCUGCACCCGCCG